Molecule: messenger RNA, 2955 nt
Organism: Fonsecaea nubica
Lineage: Eukaryota; Fungi; Ascomycota; Eurotiomycetes; Chaetothyriales; Herpotrichiellaceae
Exons: 4
Coding region: 1-2955 (984 amino acids)
Biological process (GO): fungal-type cell wall biogenesis; carbohydrate catabolic process
Molecular function (GO): mannan endo-1,6-alpha-mannosidase activity
Source: RefSeq, a predicted model, not a curated record
AUGCUUCAAUUCUUGAUCCUUGUCGCCAUCAGUCUCCUUUCUUUCCUGGCACGGGAUGUUGCUAGUAUCGUCCUUGAUGUUGAUGAUACACAAUCCAUUCUGGAGGCGGCCGCUCUGACCGCUCGAGGCGUAAUUGACCUGUAUAACGGCAAUCAACCUGGGGGAACUCCAGGCAAAUGGCCCUUUCCGCCCUACUACUGGUGGGAGAGUGGCGGCGCAUGGGGUGGGUUGAUGGAAUACUGGCAUUACACCGGCGACGACAGCUACGUCAAUCUCACGCAAGAAGGACUCAUUGCUCAACUUGGUCCCAAAUAUGACUUCAACGUUCCUGCCGAAGCCUUCGACACCGGAAACGAUGACCAAGCCUUCUGGGUCUUUGUGGCCAUGUCCGCGGCCGAAUAUUCCUUCCCUCAAUUGCCUGCUCCCUAUCCGUCCUGGGUGCAGAUUGUCAGCAAUGCUUGGGAAGAUUAUGUUACGCGCUGGAAUUCUUCAAGAUGCAACGGAGGCUUGAAAUGGCAGUUCAAUCCUCAGAACGCAGGCUACUACUACAAGAACAGUGUCUCUAACGGCGCAUUCUUUCAGCUCUCGGCAAGGCUGGCCAGGUUUACAGGCAACCAAACAUAUGUACUUUGGGCGGACACGAUCUGGGAUUGGGCAUCGGCAAUCGGCUUGGUGGACAAUAUCUACAAUGUCUUUGACGGGACUGAUGAAACUAUCAACUGUACCGGCAUUGACCACCAUCAAUGGACUUACAAUGUUGGCGUCUUCUUGUAUGGCGCGGCAGUGCUGCAGAACUACACCAACGGAUCUUCGCCUUGGAUCGAACGGACCGCUGGUCUUCUCGACUCAACCAAUACUUUCAUCAGUCCCUUUCGCAAUGCAUCCAACAUCCUGUUCGAGGCGCAAUGUGAGCUCUCCAUGUCCUGCAAUGUCGACCAGCUGUCAAUGAAGGCCUAUCUCAUUCGGUGGAUGGCCGCGACGUCGAAGUUAGCGCCUUUCUCGGCAGGUCGAAUUGGUGAGGUGCUUCGAGCCUCCGCCCAAGGUGCAGCAGCAUCAUGCACGGGAGGUGGAGAGAACAAUACAUGUGGCAGUAAGUGGUACAUUGAGGGAUGGGAUGGUAUAACCGGGCUAGGUCAACAGCUCUCGGCACUGGAAGUCAUGUACUCCCUCCUGGUCAAUGAGACCAAUCCACCCGCCACCUACCCAGAUGUCUCCAUUCUGCCUGCUCCCCAGUCGCCGACAAUCACCGCUACUGCCACCGAAGGGCUGCCAACUGCCAGUGGUAUCGCUCGUCCGCUUCACGAUGGAGCGGCGAUCAUUCAAUCCAGGGCCCAGAAUAAGAUUCGGCCCCUUGUCGCUGCCUUUAUCACCUCAUUAGCAUGCAUCGCCGGUGGAGAGGGCCCACUCGACUCUGCCGCACCACCACCGCCAUGUUGCGUGGCGGACAAGGCUAACGCGGUAACCCGUUCCAGACAAAUCCUCCUGUUCCUCACCGUCUCCCUCGCCGUGUGCGGCCUGCUUGAAAUGAGCGACAUGGGCGUCUCCCUCCUCUCGUCCUCCGGCCAGGGCGUGCUCGACAUUCACAACGACAACGGAGGCGGCGCCGGUGGUGAUGAUGGAAAGGGGGAAACUGGACAAGAGAAGGAACCCACGCGGCCUUCGGCGCAGAUAAGAUAUGCCUACAAAUACACAACACUGGAAGGGUACUUCCUCCAAGACGAUCCCUCGACGGUCGCAGCAGAUUUCGACUUCAUGGCCACAAACUUUGGCCUCAUCGACCGGGAGUACAACUCGGACGAGUCGCUCCCUGACAACGGACGGGACAUGACGGUGUGGCAGAGAUUCGAGCAUCAUAUUUCUUCAUUGAACCGCGCUGCGCAGGACGACGACGACGACGACGGAGAUGACGACAGGAGAAGCAGAAAACGCCACGGGUCCUCGGCGAGGUAUCUACUUCUGUUCCUCGGCCGGCAUGGAAACGGCUACCACAACAUCGCCGAGCGCUACUAUGGUGGCGAGGCGUGGGACUGCCACUAUUCAGCACUGGAUGGCGACACGGACGGGAUAAUGACCUGGAGCGACGCUCAUCUGUCCAAGGAAGGACAGAGACAAGCGAGGGAGGUCAAUUCGUUCUGGAGAAGACAACUCGCGGAGCAGAAGAUGAGCUUGCCGGAACUGUGGCUGGCGAGUCCCCUCGAUAGGGCGAUGGAGACCGCCGACAUCACAUUUGACGGCAUACUACCAGGUGAAGCCAAGUUGGAGGCCAUCGUGAUGGAGAAGUUGAGGGAAGGUACCGGCAUCCACACGUGCGACAGACGGAGCGAUGUUUCACGCAUCCGCCAACGGUUCCCGGCCUUCAACGUCGACCUGGACCAGUAUUUGACAGAAACAGAUGAAUUCUGGGAUCCGGACCGACGGGAACCAGACACGGCAUUGACAGAGCGCCUAAGGGCCUUCAUGGACAGUCUCAUGGACCAGCACGAGCUGAUUGGUGGCAAAGAGAGGCUCAGCAUCACCAGUCACUCUGGUGCGAUUGGUGCUCUGUUGAGGGUGUUGAACCACCGGCAGUUCAGUCUGGGCACUGGAGCUGUGAUUCCUGUGUUUAUCAAGGUGGACAAGGUUCCUCUCGACGAUGACCAUGAUGACGCAGAAAAAUCGAGGAACGCCAAAAGAUCCGUCUUGACCAAGGACAAGCGGCACGGCGGAUCGGGAGAGGGUGGAAACCACGAAGAACCCAAGCUGGACCUGCCUGACAAUGACAGCAGUGAAGGUGAAAAAGAGACGGAGAACGCAAAUCAGACAUCAGACAGUGACGCAAAUGACCGCUCGAAAUGGCAACCCAUCCCGUCCUGCCCUGCGGAUAUGGACCUCCCGACCAUUGGCCACAGCCGCUGGGGCGUCGGACUGAAAGAGUACCUCGAGGGCGUGGAGAAUGGGACGAUAUCUGUGGUUUAA